Egretta garzetta (little egret) is the source of this 825-nucleotide messenger RNA. RefSeq names its product orthodenticle homeobox 2 (gene OTX2). The record is from RefSeq and is a predicted model, not a curated record. Lineage: Eukaryota; Metazoa; Chordata; Aves; Pelecaniformes; Ardeidae. Gene Ontology annotation, biological process: multicellular organism development; regulation of transcription by RNA polymerase II. Gene Ontology annotation, molecular function: DNA-binding transcription factor activity, RNA polymerase II-specific; RNA polymerase II cis-regulatory region sequence-specific DNA binding. Gene Ontology annotation, cellular component: nucleus.
AUGAUGUCUUAUCUUAAGCAACCACCUUAUGCAGUCAAUGGCCUGAGUCUCACAACCUCGGGCAUGGAUUUGUUGCAUCCGUCCGUCGGUUAUCCCGGGGACACUCGGGAUGUGCUGGAGGCCCUUUUCGCCAAGACCCGCUACCCCGACAUCUUCAUGCGGGAGGAGGUGGCCCUGAAAAUCAACCUGCCCGAGUCCAGAGUACAGGUAUGGUUUAAAAACCGCCGGGCCAAGUGGCAGCAGCAGCAGCAGCAGCAGAACGGGGGCCAGAACAAGGUACGGCCAGCUAAAAAGAAGAAUUCGCCGGCCCGGGAAGUGAGUUCGGAGAGCGGGACCAGCGGGCAGUUCACUCCCCCCUCCAGCACCUCAGUCCCCACCAUUUCCAGCAGCAGUGCCCCCGUAUCCAUCUGGAGCCCAGCGUCCAUCUCCCCGCUCUCAGACCCCCUGUCCACCUCUUCCUCCUGCAUGCAGAGAUCCUACCCGAUGACCUACACCCAGGCAUCCGGCUACAGCCAAGGAUACGCUGGCUCGACCUCCUAUUUCGGAGGGAUGGACUGUGGAUCUUACUUGACCCCUAUGCACCACCAGCUUCCCGGACCAGGGGCCACCCUGAGUCCCAUGGGCGCCAACGCGGUCACCAGCCACCUCAACCAGUCUCCAGCCUCCCUCUCCACCCAGGGCUAUGGAGCCUCCAGUUUGGGCUUUAACUCCACCACCGAUUGCUUGGAUUAUAAAGACCAAACCGCCUCCUGGAAGUUAAACUUCAAUGCUGACUGCUUGGAUUAUAAGGACCAGACAUCGUCAUGGAAGUUCCAGGUUUUGUGA